UUCACUCUUGCCUCCCACCACGCCUCAUCAGCCAUGGCCGCCUCCUUCCUCCGACCUCUCCUCCCUCCCAAACCCUUCCUCCCUACUCCCAAACCCCAGCUCCCCCUUACCCCCACCACCGCCGUGCGCUGCACCGCGUCGCCCAAUUCCAAACCGCCCACUACCAUCACCACAAACACAAAGCCCACCCAGCAAGAGCAAGAACCCACCCCGGACGAGGCCAACGCGAACCCCCGCAGCAUCCCCGACGACGAGACCCCACCGUCGGCGACGGCGACCACCUCCUUCUCGGUGGUCCGCCGCAUCCCGUCCGCCAUCUCCACGGACGGCCGCCUCCGCCGGACGGCGCUGACGCAGGAGGAGCCGCCCAACUUCGAGAUCGGCUGGAAGCGCACCAAGCCCGUGCCACCGGAGAAGCCCAAGGGCUGGGCCAUCGCCGACUUCCUCGAGAAGCUCGAGGGCCUGAUGGCGCGCGGCCGGUACGGGUCCGGCCCGCUGCUGGGCACCGUGGCGGGCGUCGUCACGGAGCGCGCUCGGGAGGAGGCGGAGAUCCUCAUGGCCGAGGGCGGCGUCGACGAGCGCGUCGCCACCGAGCUCUUCCGCGUGCUGCGCCUCGUCGAGAUGGACGUCGAGAUGGUCAAGGCCGCCGUCAAGGAGGACACCGUCAAGGAGCGCGUCGAGACGGCGCGCGCGCGCUGCCGCCAGGCCAUCCUCGUGGCGCUCUCGCUCUGACCCGGACCUGCACUGCACGCAC
Molecule: messenger RNA, 754 nt
Organism: Lolium rigidum
Lineage: Eukaryota; Viridiplantae; Streptophyta; Magnoliopsida; Poales; Poaceae
Exons: 1
Coding region: 34-732 (232 amino acids)
Source: RefSeq, a predicted model, not a curated record